Paramisgurnus dabryanus is the source of this 808-nucleotide messenger RNA. Lineage: Eukaryota; Metazoa; Chordata; Actinopteri; Cypriniformes; Cobitidae. The record is from RefSeq and is a predicted model, not a curated record.
UCACCUCAGAUCGGCAAUUGACCAGUGAUGUCUGACGGAAAAGCCAAAAUGGCAGCGUUUUUAUCUCACCGUAUUUGUGCUCAACCGAUUAUUUAAAAAAUAAUCUAAGUGAUUUAGCAACAAAAUAUUUUAGUUACUGUUAUACGUAGGCUUUCCUUAAGGUAAUGAUGGUUCCAUGUCGUCCAUAAAUAAAAGAGCUGCGGGUUCGUGAAUGUCACGCACCUGGCCCGCUCAGCGUCGUGUUUUCCACAAUUUUAUCCAUUAUGUGGAUUACGAGAGUUCCCUAGUAUAGUAGUUGCAAAUGAAAAUGGAGGAUAUGUCUCUGUCAGGCCUGGAUAACACCAAGCUAGAGGCCUUGGCUCAUGACGUUUACUCAGACCUGGUGGAAGAUGCUUGUUUGGGGCUGUGUUUCGAGGUGCACAGGGCAGUCAAACAGGGCUAUUUCUUUCUGGAUGAAACCGACCAAGAAAGCAUGAAGGAUUUCGAAAUAGUGGACCAACCAGGUGUGGACAUCUUUGGGCAGGUGUUCAACCAGUGGAAGAAUAAGGAGUGUGUGUGUCCCAACUGUAACCGGAGUAUCGCGGCUUCUCGCUUUGCUCCUCAUCUGGAGAAGUGUCUUGGGAUGGGACGCAACAGCAGCAGAAUAGCCAACCGCAGGUCAGCUAGGACGGAAGAAAGGGCUGUGAUAAUAGCCAGCAGCAACCAUGCAAGCAAGUCAGAAAGUGAUCAGGAAGACAAUGAUGAUGUUAAUGACAAUGACUGGUCAUAUGGUUCAGAAAAGAAAGCCAAGAAGAGAAAGUCAGAAAAG